ACAGAAAAUCCAUAAAGGGAAAUGAAAGAAAAGCCAAAAGAAAAUGGGGAAAAAAAAAACACAAAAAAACGAAUAUAAAAACUGAGUGGAAAACAAACGCUCUCUUCCCUUUCGGUGGAUUUUCAUUUUCACCGUGCGUAAGGCAAGAAAGCCCUCUGUUAUUUAACAUUUUUCUCUUUCCCUCUCAACCUCACCACUAUCCAAUCUCAUCUCACUCCUCACAAAAUCCCGCGAAUCAAGAAAAGCUGUGUCCUUAAAAGAAUUUCAUUGAUCGGACAUUAGUUUUCAUUAGCUUUUCACAAGAAGGGAGCUCAGAUUUGCUAACCGUUUUCUUUUUUCUUGUUUAAAUUUGGAGGUUAGCAAGAAAAAAAAGAUAAAAGCUACAGCCAUGGAUGCUAACUCUUGGUCUGCUCGUCUGUCCUCUGCCUCCAAGCGCUAUCAAUCUGCGCUUCAAUCUCGAUCUGGUAUGAGAUGGGAUAGUUUCGAUUCAGAUAUGCUGAUGGGUUUUGAGGAAAUCGAGAUGGAUGAUGGUAUAAGGGAGGAAUAUCCUUGUCCUUUUUGUUCAGAGUAUUUCGAUAUCGUGGGACUUUGUUGCCACAUAGACGAUGAGCAUCCUGUAGAAGCCAAGAAUGGGCUGUACAAUAGAUGUAAUUCUCCAUGCCCCUUGAGAUCCUUGACUACACAGUACAUGCAGCGCAAGAGGAAAUUACGAAAAGCUUCGCAUUCGACUCUCUCUUUCUUGAGGCGGGAGCUGAGAGAAGGGAAUUUUCAGUCCCUUUUUGGAGGCUCUUCCUCAUGCAUUGGGUCCUCCAAUAAUGCGGUGGCUGACCCGUUGUUGUCAUCAUUCAUUUUGCCGAUGGCUGAAGAUUAUGAAAGUGUUCCAUCACACACUUCAGCUGAAAAAACUUUAGUUGAGAAAAGCGCGAGUAAUGGCAUUUCAGAGAGAAAAGCUGAGCAGCCUCCAAUGUCGGUCAAAGAUAAGGAGGAGAAGGCAAAGAGGAGUGAGUUUGUGCAGGGAUUGGUCUUAUCGACAAUGAUGCUUGAUGAUAAUUUAUAAUUUGUGCAGUGCCACUAGGCUGUGGCGGAAGAUGGUGGGGAAACUGCAAGAAGGGCGGCCUAUUUCGUGGCCCAUAUAUGCCCAGACAUGUAUUGAGAUGGAGAGCGAAAUAAGUUUGUAACAAUAAAAUGUAAAAAUUAUGUUAGUAGAAAUAGUGCCUAGUUUCUUGCAAGACUGAUGUGUUUGNUAUUGGUUGUGUACUUGUGUUACAUGCUUUGAUGAUGUUUACUCUUAUGGAAUCAAAGACAUCAUAAUUUGCAUCUGUAGGGUGGAUAUUGGUGAUGAUUUUGUUAUCAGUAGAAGGUGACUACGCCUGAUCAGUAAAAUUAUCAUAAUGCGUUAAGGAGUUGUUUUGUGGCUUGAAAUUAAUGAAAAUCCCGUCCCAUAGAGAAGUGAAGUUAUACAGCGUUCUAAAGGUGU
Messenger RNA from Striga asiatica, 1477 nucleotides. NCBI's taxonomy places the organism in Eukaryota, Viridiplantae, Streptophyta, Magnoliopsida, Lamiales, Orobanchaceae. The record is from the annotation of a GenBank genome assembly.